Messenger RNA from Oncorhynchus keta (chum salmon), 2087 nucleotides. RefSeq names its product poly(rC)-binding protein 3-like. Gene Ontology annotation, biological process: regulation of gene expression; regulation of RNA metabolic process. NCBI's taxonomy places the organism in Eukaryota, Metazoa, Chordata, Actinopteri, Salmoniformes, Salmonidae. Gene Ontology annotation, molecular function: mRNA binding. The transcript has 8 exons. The coding region runs from base 1081 to 1800 and encodes 239 amino acids. Gene Ontology annotation, cellular component: cytoplasm; nucleus. The record is from RefSeq and is a predicted model, not a curated record.
GUCCUAUCUGGUGCACACACAGAGACAGGAAACAAUCACCCACAAACACACAGUGAAACCCAGGCCACCUAAGUAUGAUUCUCAAUCAGAGACAACUAAUGACACCUGCCUCUGAUUGAGAACCAUACUAGGCCGAAACAUAGAAAUUCCCAAAACCUAGACAAACAAACAUAGACUGCCCACCCAACUCACGCCCUGACCAUACUAACUAAAUACAAAAACACAGAAAAUAAAGGUCAGAACGUGACAACAGGACUUCCUUUUAGAAGUCAUAAAAUAUGAAACAGUCUGAUUCAUCGUGGUAGGCUUUGCUAAGAAGCGUUCUGAUGUAAUAGCAUAUUGCAUUCAGAGCAUUUCUGUCCUCAGUCCAACAGUGAGUUGUAUUUGAACACAGCGACCAACGGAGGGCACUGUUAUCCUGUUGAAACAGCAGCCACAGCUGUAAAAUUACUAGUGUCCUUUGGCAGGCCAAGCACAUUGAACACACACGACUUGUCCUAAACCACCCUCAGAGUGGCAGGUUAUCAUUGCGUUAUGUGCCAUUGAUGUUGACGACAUCCGCUGACCUCCCACUGUCUAUCCGACUUUUCUAAUCAAGAUCUGGAGACAAUGUCAUCAUCUAUAUUAUGGUAAAUUCUAUCUAAAGAAUUUCAGGGGGUCCAAUAGGGGAAAUCAGAAAUAAUAAUGGAAAAGCGGUUGAUUGAGAUAGUCAAUGUUCAAUCAAAACUCACAUUUAACCCCUGCCUGCAAAUGUUUGACUCUUUCUCUAGUCUCUGGGUGGAUCAGAAGUGGAGACGUGGAAUCUUCCAUGUUAUUCUGGAAUGUGGGAUAAGACAGGGUCCCAUGACAUGGACCCCUCUUUGAAUGGGUUGAUGCUGGUCCUGCUGGAGCUGAUGAUCUGAACCAGUCUGUCAGCCACCUAGCUCUCCCUCCUCCAAACACAACCACUGCCCAUGUCCUGAUCCCAGUGGUCCAGCUUGUCUGUGGUGACUGGUUGGCUGGCUGUUCCAUAACACUCUCAUUGGCCCUGGGACUCCUCUUCUACGUGACCACACCCCUUCCUUCACAUCCAAUCCCAACAUGGAACCACCCAAGGUGCAGCAGCCAGGCGAAGGAGGCCUCAACGUCACCCUCACCAUCAGGCUUCUGAUGCACGGCAAGGAGGUUGGAAGCAUCAUUGGAAAGAAAGGAGAGACAGUGAAGAAGAUGCGUGAAGAGGUAAGUGCAAGCGGUGCACGCAUCAACAUCUCUGAGGGAAACUGCCCAGAGCGGAUAGUUACCAUCACCGGACCCACAGAUGCCAUCUUCAAGGCCUUCGCCAUGAUCGCAUACAAGUUUGAAGAGGAUAUAAUCAACUCUAUGAGCAACAGUCCAGCCACCAGCAAGCCUCCUGUCACCCUGCGUUUGGUUGUCCCAGCCAGCCAAUGUGGCUCCCUCAUAGGGAAAGGAGGCUCCAAAAUCAAAGAAAUGAGAGAGUCCACAGGUGCUCAGGUACAGGUCGCAGGGGACAUGCUGCCCAACUCCACUGAACGAGCAGUCACCAUCUCAGGAGCUCCGGAAGCCAUUAUCCAGUGUGUCAAGCAGAUCUGUGUUGUCAUGCUAGAGGUAGAGUGUGGAGGGAUGAAGGAGGAGGGUCUGAUUCAGUCCUCCCGGGAAUACACAGGAAAAUACAUUCACACAGACCUUAGGAAUCAGCUAAAAAUGUACAACGUGGAUGUACAUUUUUUUUUACAGUCUCAAACAUCUAAGGAAGGAAUUAGGAUCUUGGUCAGUAUAGACCAUGGGACAAAAUUAUUAUAACAAUGUUGUAGAUGAUGGCUUCCCAGGUUGCAAUGAUAUAGCCGACCUAUGAGGUAAAAUCAUGUGAUUCCAGUUGUCAGUGUGCUCUUAGACACAACACCUAUUUCAUGUCACUGCAUGCAUCCACAGUAAAGAACAAUAGUGUGAUGUAGUGAGUGUCACAGACUGUCUUCUCCCAAGGCACUGUCCCUCAGUCUACAAAACCUCUUCCUGACUUCUCUUCUUUCUUUCUCUCUCUCUCUGUCUCUCUCCCGCACUCUCGCUCUCUCUGUCUGUCUAUCUAUCUC